AUUCAGCAAUGUUUUGCACAAGAAAUGUCAGCCAGAAAGGGCUAUCUUCAUCCUCCGUCAAAUUAUACCACAACGAUGACAUGCCCCAACAACCAAGCUGGAAAUUCGUUUUUCGUGGACUCCUUAAUCAACGUGAGAACCGACAGCGGUUCAUAUUACCAGAGUAACGGGGUGUAUUUGCCACCGGCGUCGGAAUAUUCAUAUGGACUCUCCGGUGGCUCUUGUUUCCCGGGGAUCGGUAAGCGCAACGAGCCAAGCACCCAAAGCGUGAUCCCGUCUUCUGCUCCGUAUGUUCAGGGGAUGGAAACGUGGCUGGAAACGUCGAGAUCCUGCCGGGUGGAUCAGCCCAGCGGCCAGCAUAUGGCUCAGUGUUCAUUCUCACCGAAUAUAAAAGAGGAGAGCGCCUAUUGCCUUUAUGAGUCUGACAAAUGCCCUAAAGGAGCAACAGUAGAUGACAUUUCCUACUCGUCUGCAUCAUGCCCGGUUACCGGCACAUCUUUGCCAGUCCCCGGCUACUUCCGCCUGUCUCAGACAUAUGCGUCCUCCAGGCUUUACCAUGAUGUCCAGCCAAACAUGAAUCAAUUUACUCUGCAACGUCCUACCCGCGUGGACAGCCAGUCUUCUCAGCCUCAGACUGCCUCUGCUGAGCCGGAGCGCAGGGAGAGCCACGAGGAGGCGCCUGUCCCUGCGCCCUGCGCCCCGGCCGGAGAGGAGGACAGCCGCCUCUCCUCAGAAAGCUCAUCUUCCCCUGAACCCGCUGAGACUUGCAGCGCGGAGUGUCCAGAAAAGCCCGUCAAAGGGGAUGGAAAAAUGGAAAGCACGGCCAACUGGCUCACAGCUAAGAGUGGCCGAAAGAAGCGCUGCCCCUACACCAAGCACCAGACUCUGGAGCUGGAGAAGGAGUUUCUCUUCAACAUGUACUUGACUAGGGAGCGUCGUCUGGAGAUCAGCCGCAGUGUGCACCUCACUGACAGGCAAGUCAAAAUCUGGUUCCAAAACAGGAGGAUGAAACUGAAAAAAAUGAGCCGGGAGAAUAGGAUCCGAGAGCUCUCCAGCAACUUCAGUUUCUCUUGAGACUGUCUGCGUCUUUGGCGCCCUCCUCCAUCCAUGGCAAGGGCGCCUGUGCAGAGCCUCCCAACCCAACUGUGAGAAUGUCCAUGGAAAAUAGGACCCUACUGCUAACUUAUUGAUUGUUGUUCUUUCUAAUUUUCACGUCUGUUUUAUUUUUUGUCGUGGAUAUGUAUUUAUAAAUGGCUACAUUUGUAAAGUUGUGUUGAAACUGUUCAGAAUGUGACCACAAUGUUUCAGAGCUUCAGGCUUGUACAUAUUGUAUAGUCAACCUGAGUGAACCAUUGGAAUUUGCAUGCUGGACCAACCCUUGGGAUACUUGUGUUACAGUUACAUGUAGACCUUUAUGUGACAGCUAAGGAGCCCAAGAGGUCUGAUGAAUAUUUGCACAUUUUGCUGGUCAAAUUAAUAAAACCAU
Molecule: messenger RNA, 1486 nt
Organism: Epinephelus fuscoguttatus (brown-marbled grouper)
Lineage: Eukaryota; Metazoa; Chordata; Actinopteri; Perciformes; Serranidae
Gene: hoxa10b
Product: homeobox A10b
Exons: 2
Coding region: 25-1074 (349 amino acids)
Biological process (GO): regulation of transcription by RNA polymerase II
Cellular component (GO): nucleus
Molecular function (GO): DNA-binding transcription factor activity, RNA polymerase II-specific; RNA polymerase II cis-regulatory region sequence-specific DNA binding
Source: RefSeq, a predicted model, not a curated record